Molecule: messenger RNA, 1999 nt
Organism: Eriocheir sinensis (Chinese mitten crab)
Lineage: Eukaryota; Metazoa; Arthropoda; Malacostraca; Decapoda; Varunidae
Product: phenoloxidase-activating factor 2-like
Exons: 9
Coding region: 167-1984 (605 amino acids)
Biological process (GO): proteolysis
Molecular function (GO): serine-type endopeptidase activity
Source: RefSeq, a predicted model, not a curated record
CCGUCAACCUCAUUCCUCACAGGCGGGGAGGACUCAUGAGCUCAGUAUCCUUCUUGCAGGGCUGGAGGAAGGGUGAACGGGGAUCUUGUCUGCGUGGGUCUCUCGACGCUCCAUCUCUAGGCCACGCGUUGAUUGGUUCGCUUCCUUUCUUCCUGUUUUGGUGAAGAUGUCCCUGGGAACACCUUUGUGGGCGGGGCUGAUGGUGUGGGUGGGCGUGUGGGCGGUGGGUGUGAGCGGCCAGGCGGAUGGGUCCUUCUGGUGGCUGAAUAACACCACGCCCACACCUACACCCGCACCCGGAUCCACGCCCGAGCCCUCCCGCGCCCUCAAGCUGAACUGCCAGUGUGUGCCUUUCUACCAGUGCGUGGACGGGGUCAUAACAACGUCAGGUGUGGGGAUCAUCGACAUCAGAACCUCCUUGGGGAACAGCUCCGGGCCUGUCACCAACGUCGAGAGCUGCCCGGAUAUACUCGACAUCUGCUGUACCCUUCCCAACGACACCAGUGGCUCCUCAGGGUCUUCGGGUGUGACCCCUUCCUCUGUGAGCACCACCACCCUGCCCCCGGACACCCCCUGCGACUGCGUACCUUUAUUUGAAUGCAAUGACCCCAAUCGGCUCGUUAGUGACGGAAAAGGGAACACUUCUCUGGCGCUCUUCGACAACUCCGUCUCCCACUCGAAAUGCCGCGGGGCCUUCGAAGUCUGUUGCGCCUCCAAGGACACAGCGAUGCCACUGGAGAUGGACGAGGGCGACUGCAUUUGUGUGUCCCCAGACCUCUGUGGGGCUGACGGGCACGUGAUCACAGACGGUUCUGGCCUAAUCAACCCUCGCUUCGGUCCUAACUGGACUCCCACAAAGCCGCUGGAUACAGGAUUCUGCCCCGAUCGCCAGGAUGUCUGCUGCCUCCCGCCCCUGCCCGCCACCAACACGCCCCCGCCCGCUUCCUGUGGGUGGAGGAAUGCUGGUGGAGUGAGAGUUCGAAUCUUGGGCUUCACGGAGGGGGAAAGCCAGUUUGGAGAAUUCCCUUGGGUGGCCGCCAUCCUGAAACCCGCCUACUCAGACUCGCCCGCCGCAGGGGACCCCAAGCCCGCCCUGCUCUUCGUGGGCGGAGGAACCCUCAUCCACCCACGUGUGAUCCUGACGGCCGCCCAUAAGGUGUACAGACAGCGGUGCGAGGACCUGGUGGUGAGGCUGGGGGAAUGGGACACACAGGGGGAGACCGAGCCCUACCCACAUCAGGAGAGGAAGGUGGAUCGAGUUGUCAUUCACGAGAGCUUCGACGCUUCGACCCUCUUCAACGACGUUGCCUUGCUGUUCUUGAAGGAGGAGGCGCAGCUGGGGGCCCACGUGAACACCAUUUGCCUGGCGGAGGACACAUCGCAGGUGGACUGGAAGGGCUGCGUCACCAAUGGCUGGGGGGUGGACGGCUUUGGCACGUCUAACUACCAGGCCAUUAUGAAGAGCCUGACGCUGCCCCUGGUCGACAGCAGGAGAUGCCAGAACAGCCUCCAGACCACCAGGCUCGGACGCUUCUUCAGGCUGCACCCGACCUUCCUGUGUGCUGGCGGGGAGGCGGGGAAGGACGCUUGUGAGGGUGAUGGCGGAGGUCCCCUAGCUUGCCCACAACUUGCCAGCCCUGAAGGUCACUACUUGCUGGUGGGGCUGACGGCCUGGGGUGUGGGGUGCGGCAAGGAGGGGCUGCCGGGGGUGUACGUCAACAUCCCAGCGCUGAACCCGUGGAUCACUGCAACACUGGACCAGUACCUCGGUGCUUACGGAGGACGCUCGGACUUACAGGUUGGAGGAAAUGAACAAGAAGCCGUGAAUGUGGGAACAGGAGGAAAGAAUAAACAGGAGAACCAAGAGAGAAGGGAACAGCGACAGAGAGAAAGAGAAGAGAAACAGAGACAGAGAGAAGAAAGGAGGAGACAGAGAGAGCAGAGGAGGCAAGAACGACAGCAGAAUAGGAAUGGGAGAAAGUGAGAGAGCGAGUGAGUG